AUGGUUUGUGCGAAAUGCGAGAAGAAAUUAUCUAAACUCGCAGCUCCCGAUCCCUUCAAGAGCUCGUCCUCGAGCAUCAAGGAUGGAUCCCGCAAAGUAGGGGAGAAUAAGCUCCUAGGGAAGGCUGGUACUGCGGGCGGAUCCAAGAGUCGAUAUUCGCCGUACGGUAAUUAUGGGACGAAAUGUAAAGACUGCAAGCAACCGGUCACACAGAAUAAGGCGAAAUAUUGCCACGGGUGUGCUUUUAAGAAGGGUCUAUGCUCGAUAUGCGGGAAACAGAUCCUCGAUACCUCCGGAUACGCCAUGUCGAGCAAGUAG
This is a messenger RNA of Peniophora sp. CBMAI 1063, 318 nucleotides long. NCBI's taxonomy places the organism in Eukaryota, Fungi, Basidiomycota, Agaricomycetes, Russulales, Peniophoraceae. The record is from the annotation of a GenBank genome assembly.